CAUAAUCGUCAUUCGUCAUCAAGCAGUUCGGAGCAACGGGUCGUUUUUCAUUGUGCGCUUGUUGGUAGCAACAUUUUAUAUAAAGAAAAUUGCUGUGGAAAUUCUUUCCUAAUUGGAUUACGUGUGAUUGCUCAAAAACACACUUUGUGAUUAGUGUCGUAAGUGUUCCGUCAUGAAGAAUCUACUGCUGGCUUUGGCUGGCGUUCUGCUGGUGACGGCAUCGGCGUGGGCCUCACCAGUAGAAGCCAGCGGACGUCGCUUAGUCGGAGCAAGGGAAUGCACCUGGGGCCCCACCUACUGGUGUUCCAAUUUGAAGAAUGCCAAAAACUGCGGUGCGGUAACACAUUGCAUUCAAACGGUGUGGGAAAAACAAAAGUACCCAGUUGAUAACGAUGAAAUUUGUAACAUCUGUCUGGAUAUGGUCAAGCAAGCGCGCGAUCAGUUGGAAAGCAAUGAAACUCAAGCCGAUCUGAAGGCCGUCUUUGAGGGAUCGUGCAAUUUGGUCCCAAUUAAGGUGGUCCGGAAGGAGUGCAAGAAACUGGCCGACGAUUUCAUUCCGGAACUAGUGGAAGCGCUGGCUUCACAGAUGAACCCGAAUGUUGUCUGCAGUGUAGCAGGACUGUGCAACAAUGCGGCUAUCGAUAAGAUGCUGGAGGAGAUGCCAGCUCAGAAGCCGAAAGAUCAGGAUAACUUGGAUGAUUCCACAAGUUUGAGCCGGGAAACGACGGACGAAUUCAGCUGUGAAAAGUGCAACACGAUCGCUGGAUUGAUCUCUAAUCGGUUCCACGCAACCGAUCGCGAUCAGGUACUUGAAGGAUUUUUGCGAUUCUGUGGUCAGAUGGGCUCUUUCUCAGAUGGAUGUUCCAGCAUUGUGCUGACUUAUUUCAAUGAAAUUUACGACCAUAUGACUGAGGAACUUAAUGCUAAGAACGUAUGCCACAUGUCGGGUGCAUGUGCCGGUCAGUUCCACCAGCACAAAGAAAGCGACGAAAUCGAAAUCAGACCCAUGGGUGGAAUUGGCGUCAUCAAAGUUGAGAAUGAACAACUAGUGGGUGACGAUAUUCCGUGCAAGCUGUGCGAACAACUUGUCGACCACUUGCGAGACCUGCUAAUUGCGAAUACGACGGAACUCGAGUUCAAGCAGGUAUUGGAGGGACUUUGCAAACAAACUAAAGCUUUCAGUGAUGAAUGUUUGAAUCUGGUGGAUCAGUAUUACGAGGAAAUUUACAACACCCUGGUUCAUAACUUGGAUAGUAACAGUGCCUGCUUCAUGAUUGGUGUUUGCCCGAAGGGGCUGAACAAGGCACUAGACGGCCCAAUCAUGCCCAUUGUUCCCAUACGAGUCGCUAUUAUUCACGAACAAAAUAGUGCUCCACGUGUUCCUCCAAAGAAGUUACUUGGCGAAAAUGAGCCCGUACUAUCCGCGGUUGAAAUACAACAAGCUCAAUUGCCGAUUGAUCGUCUUAUGGGAGCUCCUUUGUCUCUGAAUUUAGUCGAGAACGGAAAAUUCUGUACCCUCUGCGAAUACUUCAUGCACUUCGUUCAGGAAGCUUUAAGUGAGCCGGCAAAUGAAGAUGAAAUAAAGAAAGCAGUUGAAACAACUUGUGAUAAGCUUCCAAAAGCCGUCAGGUCCGAAUGUCACAGUUUUGUUGAUCUCUAUGGCGAUGCGGUUAUUGCAUUGUUGAUUCAGUCCAUGGAUCCCCGGCAAGUCUGCCCCCAACUGCGUAUGUGCCCCACAGCUCGGGAAGAUAUCGAAAUAUUUGCUCCAGCUCAAAUCGAUGUCACCAUCGAUGCAACCGCAGGAAAGGAUAAACCUACGUGCCCGUUGUGCUUGUUUGCGGUUUCGCAGCUGGAAGAAAACAUCAAAAAUGAUCGCAGUAAGGAAAACAUUAAACAAGCUUUGAAUAAGCUCUGUUCGCACCUCUCUCCAAAACUAAAACUUGAAUGCACCGACUUUGUUGAUACAUACUCUGCUGAACUUGUUGAAAUGCUAGUGUCCGACUUCACUCCACAAGAAAUAUGCGUCUAUUUGAAGCUGUGCAUUGAUCAACGCCCCGACUUGAGCCUUCUCAAUAUGGAAUUCGAACAUGAUUUCCGUGAGAAAAAAGGCACUCAUUACGAUAUUGAAACAAAUGAAAUUGCUGACAACACCGUGAACGGGCAGGUUACCGUUGACCACCAGACCACUGUCACCUCUCCAGAAUGUCUUGUAUGUGAAGAAAUGGUCAAAGAAGUAGAAAAACGGGUUAAGAACAAAAAGAACAAAGACCAAAUAAAGGAAGCAUUGGAACACGCUUGUGAUCGAUUGAAAAAGUACAAGACCAAGUGCGAACGUUACGUUGAACAGCACAGCGAUCAAAUCAUAGAUCUGCUUUUGAAACAAUUAUCUCCGAAGGAAAUUUGCCAUAAUCUUGGAUUUUGCAUUGCUAAGGAAUUUGACGAAUUGGAAGUAGACGAAGCUCUAUUGGAUUACGUUGUUGAACCUGGCGUCGCAGUUGAACCCCCAAAGGAAUUGUUCAGUCCUGUAGAGGAGAGCCCUGUAGAAAAUCAACCACCCCAGUGCGCCAUGUGCGAAUUCGUGAUGGUCAAAUUGGAGUCCGAACUGGCUGACAAGAAAACCGAAGCCGAUAUCGAAAAUGCUGUCCGUACCGUUUGUGCGAAGCUUCCGAAUACCGUGACCAAGCAGUGUGAUCAUUUGAUUGACCAGUACGGCAAGUUUAUCAUAAAGUUCCUGGCCACGCUGCCACCGAAAGAGAUUUGUACAAGACUGGCGUUGUGCGAGAAGCAGCUGGCCAAACUGGAGGAAAGCAAUCUUGAAAUCAUUGAAUGUGCUGUUUGCCAGGGUGCCAUCAAAACGGUAGAUGACAUUUUGGGAAACAAAAAGAUUGACUACGACAUUGUUCAAGAUGUGGAAAAAAUCUGCAACACUCUGCCGGCCAAAUACUACGGAAAGUGCGAGAAAAUGGUCGAAGUUUACGGAGUGAGCAUGGUUCGCCAGCUGCAAAAGUAUGUCGAAAAAGAACAGGUUUGCGUAAAUAUGGGCAUGUGCACCAACAUGGACGGAUACGUUAAGUUCGAAGACGAGGUGGCGCCGGAGGAUCCCGUCAAGAAAGAAGAGGCACACCUUGUUGGACUAAACGAGUGUACGUGGGGACCAGCACAUUGGUGUGUUAGUGAAGAAAAUGCUCAGAAGUGUAAAGCCAGCCAGUUCUGCGCAAAGAAGAAGCUUGGUAAGUGGCAGGACUGAACCGGUGUAAGCCAUCUCUAUUGAACAACUAGUUUUUAAGUGUGCAGGGAAAAGCUUUCCGAUAGAAAACGAUACCAAGAAGUGCUAUAGUUUGAAUUAAGCUUUCGUGUUUACAAUUUCACUGUCCUUUCAGGAUUAUAUUUUGAAACUCUCACCUAUAUUUUUUCAAACCAAGGUAGUAAAAAUAGUUCAGCGUUCUAUUAUCUAAAAAGUAUUUAGAGAAGAAUUGUUAGGAACAAACGCAUCUGGUGAUACGUGGAGUGUGAUUGAAAUUACAUGAAAAGUAGGAUUUAACUCGGAGAAAGGAUCCGGUUGAAAAUUAGGCUGUUAAUAUCAUGUAUCUGUACGAUUUUGUAAAAAAAAAACAGUUUUUUAAUAAAUAGAAAUUUAUAUUAAUUGGA
Molecule: messenger RNA, 3648 nt
Organism: Armigeres subalbatus
Lineage: Eukaryota; Metazoa; Arthropoda; Insecta; Diptera; Culicidae
Gene: Sap-r
Product: prosaposin
Exons: 7
Coding region: 173-3247 (1024 amino acids)
Biological process (GO): sphingolipid metabolic process
Cellular component (GO): lysosome
Source: RefSeq, a predicted model, not a curated record